Molecule: messenger RNA, 4320 nt
Organism: Bicyclus anynana (squinting bush brown)
Lineage: Eukaryota; Metazoa; Arthropoda; Insecta; Lepidoptera; Nymphalidae
Gene: GCC88
Product: GRIP and coiled-coil domain-containing protein 1
Exons: 12
Coding region: 245-2107 (620 amino acids)
Cellular component (GO): Golgi apparatus
Source: RefSeq, a predicted model, not a curated record
CUUCCGUACUGACAGUGACAAUUCAUAAAAUAAAACUGCCUUUAUAAAGGGUUUUUGUUUUUAUUUCUAUUUCAUAUUCAUAGUGUAAAUAAUGUUAACUGGUAAAUUAGUUAUUAGUUUCUACAGAAAAAGAAAAAUAAGUUUUAAAGUAUACAAUGUACUAAAUUUUGUCUAAUUUGACUUCAUAACCUACGAGUAGAUUGAGAUAUUUCGAUCAUCACAGGUGACUACUUGAAUAGUAAUUAUGGAAUCUUUAUCAAAACAAGAGCUAAUUGCCACAAUAACUAAGCAAGCUGACCAAAUCAAGCGAUAUGAAGGACGCUUACGAGACGUGGUUGCAGCAUACAAAGGCCUUGUUAAAGAGAAAGAGGCUUUAGAAUUAAGUUUGAAGGCUUUAAAUAAAACUGAAACCACUGAUAAUGCCUCGGAGGAUUCAGUUGCUGCCCUCACGCUGUCCCUCUCCACUUUGUCAGAGGAGAAGGCUCGGAUGGAGGAAGCCUUUCAAUCUGACAAAAAAGUUACAAGAGAAAAGUAUGAAAACAUGAUAUCACAAAUGCGUGAAGAAACCAAAACCCUCGUACAGCAGCAUCUAGCAGAGGUUGGGAACCUGAAGGCUAAGAUAUCAUAUGAGAUCCAGGAGAGAGAGAAAGAGAGAGCCGAUCACACAGCUAUGUUGAAGGAAUUACAUAUGAAAUUGAACAAAGAGAGGAAAAGCAAGGAAAAGCUCGAAGACAAAGCUGUACACAGCAGCGAAGCACAAGCUUCUCAGGCGGAACUAGAGAAGCGAGUGCGCGACCUGAACUCUUCUCUAGAAGCUUCUCAGCGAAGGCUGCACAGAGCGGAGGCGCGCACAGUGGAGACGCCGGCGCUGCUGGUGCGCCUGCAGCAACAGCUGGCUCUGCUGGAGCAGUCGCACUCCAUCGCUAUACGAGAGGAACAAAUAAAAGCGAAGCGCGCCGAAGAGUCCGCUCGUAAAGUGUGCGCGCGCCAGGAGGAGAGGGUCGCGCUGUUGGAGGGCAAGCUGGCGGAGCUGUCACUCACCAUCGGCGAGUACGACCUGCGCCGGCGCCGCGACCAGGCGCUCAUCCAGCAGCUGCGCGACUCGCUCAGCGGCCGUCUGCUGGACAAGAUCGGCGGCGGGGGGAACGAGGAAACCCAAAAAAGUGAGACUGACAAUGAAAAGUUGGCCGACAGUGAAUAUUUACACACACUUAUAGACAAAAUACACAUUUUGAAAAAGGAACUGAUCGCGGAAAAUGACAAAUUAGGCCACCCAGUCGAUAUGUCCACAGUUUUCAAAUUAGAUGGUUAUGAAAAUAUACAUACAAAAUGUAAACAAGAGAUUGAGUGUUUAAAAAUGGAGUUUGAGAAUUAUAAAAUACAGAACGCGAGAGUAAGAGAGAGUGGUGAGGAGGUGGAGAGUGAAAUGGAAGAUCUGAAGAGCGAGGUAGCGAUGCUGAAGGAGAAGAUGGAGACUUAUGUGCUCAUGUUGGAAGAAGAGAAACAGGAUAAGGCUGAUUCCCUGAGAUUGCAUGAAGAGAAACUGAAAAGCGAAAGGGAGUACCACAAAGAGGUGGUCUCAGACCUGAAGACUCGGAUACAGAGCUUGGAGAAGCAGGUGCAGACGCAGAGGGACAGGUACGCGACGCUGCUGGAGGAGACGGACAACUACAUUCGCUCCAGGAACGACCGCUCCAGGAAAGUCAGCAGCGAAGAAGGAUGGAAGGACGGACAUGGGGUGUUGAACGACGUUAGCGCGCCUCCGCACAUGCUGCACUACGCGCACGAGCUGGCGCGCAAGGACCUGGACAUCACGCAGCUGAGGAGGGAGAAACACAUCCUGGAGGGACACUACAGAGAUUGUCAGCGAGAGGCAACCAUAGAGAAAGAGCGGUUCAAAGAGGUCAUAAGAACCCUUAAAGAGGAGAUUGACAGAUUAAGAAGGAUCCAAUCCCGAGAAGGCGCCAACCUGGAGUAUCUCAAGAACGUAGUGAUGGCGUAUCUCAUGUCGACAGACUACGCCGGCCGCCGGCACAUGCUCAACGCUAUCGCCGCCGUGCUGCACUUCACUAACAACGAGAGGAAAAUGGUCUUUAACACGCUGUGAAUAAGGAUCAUUUUUGCGGUUUCGUCAAAGAUUUUAUAAUAUAGAUGUGUCACGCCAAAACUGAGGCGAAUUAAAGCUGCUAAUUGUCUUAAUUUCAUUGAGUCGUAUAGUAAAUAACAAAAGUUAUAAAAUCAAAAUUCAUUUAUUUCAAUUAGGCUUUGUCUACAAGCACUUUUGAAAGGUCAAGUUAUGUCAUAAUUUAAUUUAAAUUAAUGGAGGUAAUUAUAGUCGAAAACUAAAAAUUAAAGUUAUGGGGGUUCCAAACGCGCCUUUGUCCGAGAAGAGCCCAUAACAAACUUAGCCAAGGUUUUUUUUACCACCAUUUUACAAAAUUAUCUACAAUAUAUAAAUAAAGAAAUACCUAAAUGUUAUAUACAAUGUCAAGUUGUGUAUUCAGGAGCCGUAAAACUGUAUAUUAUACAUGAAUAUAUAAUGGAAUUAAACACAAAGUAGCUAAAUUUGAAUCACUUUUUGCGGUGAUUUUGUAGGCACGUAACAUAUCUUUAGUAUAAAAUAUCGGUGGGUUCCAUACUAGAAGGGUGUAAUUGCACCCUAUUACUAAGGCUCCAUUAUCUGUCGGGCUAUAUAUAUCCCAUGAACGUGAUAUUUAGACAGUUGUUUUACAAAUGUGAGAUGAUGUAUGUUGCUGCUGUAACAAAAACUAAAAAAUGAAAUGAAUUAAGGGGAAUUCCAUACAAUGUGAUUUUUUUGCCGUUUUUUAUACCCGCUGUGGAUGUUUUUACAUAUCGAAUAGAAGCAGGCGUUAAUUGGUCUAUUAAUUAUCAUAAACAGUGUAAUUUGGUUAAUAUAAAAUCUUUAGUGAAAAUUUUGAAAAACUAAUUACACAAGACUUGAUACUAAUAAAUAAUUUUCGAUGUGUGAGUUUAUCCCGUCCCCCUCAAAAAACUAUUGAUGAAUGAAAAUGUAUUGAAAAAAAUUAUCACACCCAAUGUAAACAAAAUGUACAAAUCCAUAUGUAUUUGGUCUGAGGGCGGAGUUUAAAUAUCCCUUUCUUUUUUACCAGCGCAACGAAAGAGAUAGCGAUAUUUUCAUAUUUAUUCCGCCGCUAUUGGUCUACAUUUGUCUUUCUUACGAGAUAUGUACGAUCAGAUAUGUAGUCUUAUCAAAUCAAUCAAUCGAUAUAUUUGUUUGACGACCUCCGUGGCGCAGUGGUAUGCGCGGUGGAUUUACAAGACGGAGGUCCUGGGUUCGAUCCCCGGCUGGGCUGAUUGAGAUUUUCUUAAUUGGUCCUGGUAAUCCAGGUCUGGCUGGUGGGAGGCUUCGGCCGUGGCUUGUUACCACCCUACCAGCAAAGACGUACCGCCAAGCGAUUUAGCAUUCCGGUACGAUGUCGUGUAGAAAUCGAAAAGGGGUGCCCUGGUUAGCCCGCUUCCAUCUUAGACUACAUCGUCACUUACCAUUAGGUGAGAUUGUAGUCAAGGGCUAACUUGUAAAGAAUAAAAAAAAAAGACACAUGACUGUGUUGUAGGUGUAGGUAAUAUACAGGUGGUAGGUGACUCUUACUUGCUUAGAUAUGUUUCUUGAUUUUAAGAGCGCGCAGCACUACGGUACGAUAUGGAUAAAAUUCGAAGCGCAAGCGAGACGCCGAAUUACGACUUUCACGUGAGUGAAAAGCACGGAGCGAUUGAGGCGCGACGCAAAUUUUAUGACGUGAGCGCCAAAACCAUUUUUACCUAAUUGCAAGUAAAUUAAACAACAUAACGAAAAACAAAAUGGCCGUUCAAGAUAUAUACCUAAUUUUCUAUACAAAACAAAAAUUUAAUAAGUUUGCUUUUCCUGAUAUUGAAAGCAAAAUGUGAGCAAAACAUUUUGCUUUCAAUAUUCAAUAUCAAAGUUUUACAAAUUGUGUAUUUUGUAUAGUCAUAACGAAGCUAACACUUUGAAAUAUCAUUUACCCGAAUAUCAGGCUCCUAACUUUUCCAGAAUCUGAGAUCCAGAACCAUUUGUAACCACCAAAUUACAUAUUGCACACUCUUAAAGCAGUGAAUAUACUAGUACAUAAUAUUGUUUUUUUAUAUAUAAAUUUAAUAUUUGAAAAUAAUAUUAGGUAUCUCAAUCUCAUAUCAAUUUCCAGCAACUUUUUAAAGGUUCGUUUGGUAAUGCACCAAUGCGCUCUUUAUUUAUUUUGUUAACUUGUGUAAUUGUAAACAUUCCUUAAUAUUUAUAUUUAUUAAAUACAUUAUGUAUAUCAA